This is a messenger RNA of Cornus florida, 1083 nucleotides long. RefSeq names its product protein TONNEAU 1a-like. The coding region runs from base 93 to 887 and encodes 264 amino acids. Lineage: Eukaryota; Viridiplantae; Streptophyta; Magnoliopsida; Cornales; Cornaceae. Gene Ontology annotation, molecular function: protein binding. The transcript is spliced from 8 exons. The record is from RefSeq and is a predicted model, not a curated record.
CCGCACAAACCCAGACGGAGAAACUGUCGAACACCACCAGUCUUCAAAACUCAAAAGAAGGGCGAGACAGCUCAGAAAGUAGAAAGAAAGAGAUGGACGAUUACACGCGAGAGAUGAUGGAGCUCAAGACCCUGGUCACUCGAACCCUAGAAAAGAAAGGCGUCCUCGCCAAGAUCCGAGCCGAGCUAAGAGCUAGUGUUUUUGAGGCAAUUGAAGAAGAGGAUCAGACAAUUGAAAAGGAAGAAGGAUUGCCUCCUGCUUUAUUGGGUAGCUGUAAUGAUCGUGCAAAACAACUCCAUGCUUCUCCUUCAGGGAGGUUGCUAACUGCGCUGGUAUGUGAAUAUUUGGACUGGGCACAACUGAGCCACACAUUAAAAGUUUAUUUGCCAGAAUGUAAUCUGCAAAAGGAUUUAUGGAAAUCUGAGUUAAAAGAAUUUAGUAGCAAGAAUGGAUAUGAUAUUAACAGGAAUGGGGAAAGUGGUCCUUUGCUUUUGGAUGUCCUUGAAGGGUUUUUGAAAUAUGAGAAUUUAUCACAAGCAAGGGGUCCUGGAAGGAGACUAACUACUCCAGACGCGGAGUCCUUGUCCAAUUUAGAAUCCCGAAACAUGCGGAGACCUUCAUCAUCAACUAUUGCUGGGGGAUUACCUCCAUUAGGAAGGCCAUUUCCUGUUUCGCAUGCAUCUGAUAGGAGAGCCGGAUCCUCUAUGUCUGGUUACAGGAAAGAAGAAUACAAUUGGAACAAUGAUGAGGUCUCGGAGGAUGUAAUUCGUGCUUCAACUGCCUUGGAAAACCUGCAGUUGGAUAGAAAAGCUCGGAAUCUGAGCACCUCUUGGCGGCACGCUGGGGAUGGAACCGCUGAUGAUGAUGGCAGGCUUGACCAUAUGUAGCUGAAUGAUAUCUUCAAAGUAUUGCAUGUGUAGUUUGUCAUGUAUUUUAAUCUUAUCCAUCAAUUAGUUUGAUAUCAAAUCAGGGUAUAGACAUUAUGUAAGUUAAUUUUACACAGUGUGCAUUGUGUUUUAGUGUUUUGUGUGCGCUUUCGUCUUUUGACCCUCUGAAAUUUCAUUCAGCUUCACUUUUCCCUAA